UUAAAUUAAGUGUUCACGUGAUGUUGUCAUUCUUCACGUGAUGCAAUGGCCACCAGAGGGAAAAGCGAAACGGAAAAAUUGAAACACAAUUUGGAAGAACAGUUAGACCGUCUUGUCGCCCAGCUUUCAGAUUUGGAUGAAGCAAAGGACGAAAUGAACGGUGAAGAAUACGAGGAGACAAAGUCUGAGACACUCGAGCAGCUGAAAGAGUUCAACGAGUCACUGUCGCACUUGGCAGCUGGAAACGUCACUCUGGUCGACGAACUAAGUCGUAUGCAGCUGGCUAUUCAGGCAGCUAUAAGUCAGGCGUUUCACACACCGGAGGUGAUUCGGAUGUUUGCAAAGAAACAGCCUGGACAGUUGAGACAAAGACUGGUUGAUCUGCAACGUGAUCACAAGAUGGGUAGGAUAUCAGAAGGCAUGUACACACAGCAAGCUGUUGAAAUCCUAACGGCUCUUAGGAAACUUGGAGACAAGCUUUCAGCAGCUGAGCUUGACUUCCUUACUGCCAAUUCUAGUGCAGCACUGACAGAAUUUGAAAAAGCAUCAAGUGCAGUUGCUGGUAAGCUAGACCUCACAAGGCAUAGAAGCUGUGCUGGAUAAUCUGGAAGUUUCACUUAAAGUUGCAAAAGAAUCAAGCAAACAUGCCAGAGUGAACAAACAGAAGAAUGUUUUCAGAAUUGCUCAGGAGGUUCUACAGACCAAAAGAUGGUUGUAUAUUGUCCUGGAUGAUCUUAUAGAUCAUUUAUGGGCAUGGAGCGUGAUUUCUUGCAUAGAGUGAAGCCAUCACCACUGCUCUCUUGGAUCAGAACUCGAAGCAGAAGCUACUUAUGCAUGAGGUGGUUUACUCUCCAUCAGCUUGUGAUAAGUACAUGGUACUUAUUGUAUAUGUACAUACGUAUCGGUUGAUGUAAGCCUCUACUGACUCACUUACUUUAGGAUUAAUGUCAUGUUGAUCUUCUAGUACAGUCAUGCUUUGGACAUGCACACUGAAUAAUUUUGAAAUGUUUUGGGAGUUUAAUCAGCAGCAGUUAUAGUUAUGGUUUUUGACAAUUAAGUGCAUGAUGAUUUCUGUCAUUGAAUUAAUUAACAAACAAUGGAGCAGUCGGCUCUUCAAAUAGUAGCUGUGCUAACACAGCAUUAGCUUCUAGCAAUCUGUUUCCAUGUUGAAUGUCUUUUCUAAAGUGAAUUGGAGGCACUUACUAGUUAGCAUGCAAUGCUGCA
Molecule: messenger RNA, 1224 nt
Organism: Corticium candelabrum
Lineage: Eukaryota; Metazoa; Porifera; Homoscleromorpha; Homosclerophorida; Plakinidae
Product: protein LZIC-like
Exons: 6
Coding region: 46-603 (185 amino acids)
Molecular function (GO): beta-catenin binding
Source: RefSeq, a predicted model, not a curated record